Messenger RNA from Trichoderma harzianum CBS 226.95, 1208 nucleotides. RefSeq lists its product as hypothetical. Bases 37 to 1041 code for a protein of 334 amino acids. The record is from RefSeq and is a predicted model, not a curated record. NCBI's taxonomy places the organism in Eukaryota, Fungi, Ascomycota, Sordariomycetes, Hypocreales, Hypocreaceae. The transcript has 3 exons.
GUGAUUUUGAUGAGAAGAAAAAGUCAUCUCUGAGCUAUGAUGUGGUAUCUUCGAAAGCUGCUGUUUGUUGCGGCAGUGUUCAGCGGAAGGACCUUGGGCAGUGCGACGGUGGUAGUAUCGGAGACUCCUGACCCUAUUUACUUGACGACAAUUAUAACGGUAUACGAUGGAACGGUGACACCUACUGAUUCUGUCGAGAGACCGACAUCAUUUUUGGAUAUACCAUCUUUUUCUCCCACGCCGUCGUCUCAUCAUGCUCUGCAUCUUCCUCAUCCUGCUGCCUAUGCCCCUCUACCGGGAUUCAUACCCAAGCCUCAGCCGGCAAAGGAGGAAUUUUCGUCUGUUCCACGGCUUACAACGUUCAUAACACAUACUAUACCGCGAGAAACAACUACCGAUUCGUCUUCAUCUCUGACAGUCAUGGCGACUUCCACGUCUUCAGCAGCUCCGGCUCUUAAACAAUCAGAUACCUCCUCACCACCAUCUUCCAAACCCCUGUCAACGGGCGCAGUCGUAGGUAUCUGCGUUAUAGGUGUCCCUCUCGUCAUCGGGCUUGUGUUUUACUUCAUGUACCAUGAAUGUGUGAAAGAUCGCUCCAUUUUGUCUAUUUGCUCUAGUUGCUGCGAUUGCUGCAAUGGGAAGAAACAGGCUCAGUCGCUGGAAAACCUGAGGGUCGAUGUCCAGGGAGAGACGACACUGGAAAACCUGAGGGACGAUGUCCAGAGAGAGACAACACCGGUUGAACUUGAUGCCACAAACGAGGUUAUAGGAGAGCUUUCCGCACCGGAGACUACGCCAUAUCAUUCUCAUCCUCCUCCGAGGGUGCCUGGAGCGAGGGAGUUGGAUGAGAGCAGUACGGUAUCGCAUCAUAGCCCUCCAUCUACAUCUCGACAGCCUGCCGAAUUAUCUACGUCUAUUGACGAGGGCGCUUCGGCUUUACCACCACCAUAUGAGGAGAUAAUAGAAACAAAUGGGAGAGCGCCCGUGUUUUCGUGGGUUGCACCUGAGUCUGCAUAUCGACCGGAGAAACGAGACUCAUGAAUGCAGCUUGAAAGAUUUAAAAAUCAUGGAUAAUGUUAAUUUGCGUUUACUGUUGGUAAAUCGGACAUGCUUUUGUCAUGUGUUUGGGAGUGAGCUUACUGUUUGGGCAAGAUGGAUUGUUAGAUGGAACUACAGCCUAGUAUGCUUUAUUUGAACCACAUUUAGCC